Messenger RNA from Cladophialophora yegresii CBS 114405, 2439 nucleotides. RefSeq lists its product as uncharacterized. The record is from RefSeq and is a predicted model, not a curated record. The coding region runs from base 1 to 2439 and encodes 812 amino acids. The transcript has a single exon. Lineage: Eukaryota; Fungi; Ascomycota; Eurotiomycetes; Chaetothyriales; Herpotrichiellaceae.
AUGGAUCAUAUACCACUUCCACAGGCGCCGAAUUCCGAUCACCUUGAAGUUCCACUCUACGAAUAUGACCCUUAUCCAUAUAUCUACAGUGGUCCUUGGGUCUCAUACCCGGAGCGAUGUGGAUGGGAUUAUUCGGAAUUUUACGGUAUGCACGCAGAGACCUUUCCAAAUAGCGUGAGAGGUCUUUUGGCUGCCUUUGUGCAGUCAUGGCUCUUCUUCGGCGUUUUGGACGAGUUUCUCGGCGUUCCUUGUCCUGUCCCGGAUUGGACUGCUGUGUCCAAGGAUGGCCGACCGAUCAUUACCACCGCACAUCUAUUUGCUAAACUCGAGGAAUGGCACCACGGGAUAGCGUCUCGUGACGAAGCAGAGCAAAUCGAGGUGCGCAACCGGAUCGAUCACCUUCUGGACCGGAUGCGCUACUUCCACCACAUGCUGAUGACCUCCUUGACAGAUUUCAAUACCUAUUCAAACCUCCUUCCAGAGCCUCUAAAUCUAUCCCUGGACGUGUUGCAUGCCACCCUCGUUAUUGCCCGCAACGCAGUCUUUGCUCAAGCUACUCUAUCUUUCCCACAUUAUCAUCAUGCGGAUGUGAUCAAGCACACGCUUCUACAAAAUGGCUGGUGUCCGAGCGACAUAUUUCGUGUCUACCAAGACGCUACGGUUCUCGGUAGAUAUUAUGUCUCGCGGCUGGGCCCUUUGAACAACAUUACAAGCCAUCCGCAGUGUACGGAAGACGCUUGUCGUAGUUGUCAAAUCGAUCGACAGGCCUACCAGACCAAGCACGUUUCCGCUGGUUGCGACUGUGACAUGAUAUGUGUCUCGACAGAUGCGGUCGCCGAGAUACUCCGUGAGGGAUCAAUUCCCACUAUUCGCUUGAACAACGGGAUGAACGCCAUUGAGCUCGAGCAGGUAGGGUCAUGUUCGCCAACCAAUUUUACGGCUAUUUCUCAUGUGUGGAGUGACGGUCUCGGAAAUCUCCAUUCGAACGGGUUGCCGACUUGCCAGCUUAAGAGGAUCCAGAAGCAAGUCAAUGAUCUUCAACCGUUCAGGCAGCCAGAUUCGUCGGCCCUGACGAAUCGCAAUUUCUGGAUCGAUACAAUAUGUGUCCCUACUGGAAGUGACUUUGAGGCCGAGCGCAGCCUAGCUAUAGCGAAGAUGGUAAAGGUCUAUCGUCUUGCCAAAGAUGUCCUGAUCCUCAGUUCGGAAUUACACGAGAUUGAUUCUUGUCGGGGCCCAUGGGAAUUAUCCGCCAGAAUUAACCGGACCGCGUGGUUCAGGCGCCUCUGGACGUUGCAUGAGGGGAUCUUGUCUAAAAGGUCGAUUUUCCAGCUGCGCGAUGGCGCUGUCGAGCUUUCUUCCCUUGCAGUCGAGGUAGAGACGGACCCGGACUCUGAUUCAAACAUCUACCAGGCAUUCCUUCGCGCCAUCUUCCGGGAGACUUGCAUGCCGUUCACAAAGAUGGAGGCAUUCAAGUCAAUGACAUCUCACGAUCGGAUUCAAGCCAUAUGGUCGGCUGUCCAGUGGCGGACAACCAGUUACCUAGACGAUGAAACAAUAUGCUUGGCGAACAUGCUUGAUCUGGACCUGUCUACGAUCCUUGCGAUCAGCCGCCAUGACCCCGAGGCAUGUGAAAAGCGCAUGAAGGCUUUCAUCUUGUUGCAAAGAUACUUCCCACGAGAUUCCGUCUUUGAAUCGUCUCAUAGACUCGAUCUGAGCAGUGUCCCGAACCUGACGGCGCAAGGAUUUAGAUGGGCCCCCAAAUCGUUCGUGUUCCGCUCUACCAGUAUUGACCCAGCUACAACUCCGACGCCUCUGGUGGAGGCUGACUCGGCUGGACUUCAUCUUUCGCUCCCCAGCUUCAACCCUGCGUGCUCAUGGGCAGAGGUCAUGGAGCAUAUCGCAAUAUCCAAAAGCGAGGGCAUUGCCGAUGCGGCGAGUAUCAAAUUCAUGCUCCCUCUUGACUGGGACUACUACUAUGAUAUUAGUUGGCUGCCGGAGGAUACGAAAUGGGAGAUCAACGACACGCUUCUGGGAAGCACUAUCCCUGCAGUUGCCCUGCGUGAUGACAUUAUUUCUGUUACGAAGGAAGGCCAGGACCGUGUCCCCCGAAGGCCGUCGCAACGGAUGUUCGAGCUUGACUCUCAGAGAGAAGGGAUCUCGAACUCCUACGACCUUGACCGUUUCGAUGGGGCUAGCUCAGAGGCGCUUUUACUGGCGGUCUCUGCCCGACAUGCAAUGACCCAGGAAAGGAUAAAUGGAGCCGAGCCAGAGUACCGUGCAAGCAUAGUCGCACGGGUUCAUGUCCGCAAGAGGAUGUUCUCGACGUAUCGAAGGCCUGCAUCGGACCAGGUGAAAAUACUCAGCACCGACGCAGACACGGGUAGGCCAAUCCCUAUAUUUGGAGUCUGGCCGGCGCAAACUCGAUGGUGCAUUGGAUGA